Molecule: messenger RNA, 2217 nt
Organism: Anisakis simplex (herring worm)
Lineage: Eukaryota; Metazoa; Nematoda; Chromadorea; Rhabditida; Anisakidae
Source: the annotation of a GenBank genome assembly
AUGUUAUCAAGAGCAGCGACAUUCAACGGUUACGCAAAUGGCUUCCGAAGGAAUUUACGUUCAGUGAAGUGCUUAGCAUUAUUCGGUGUCAAAUAUGGCAAUAGUUAUGGUCAGAAUACGAUCAGUCGGAGGUUCCUGUUUUUGGGUGGAAAGUCCUUAUUGCAAUCGAAUCGCACGUCAACGUCAACGGCAACGAACGUCAAAAAAGAAAAAUACCAACGAAUUUCGCCAUUAAAACAUGUGCUGCUAAGACCUGACACUUACGUGGGUUCCACACUGCCCUCAGAAACUCAGAAUAUAUAUUUAUAUGAUGCGGAAUUGAAGAGAAUGUGCAAACGUGAAUUGAGCUAUGUUCCGGCACUGAUUAAGAUAUUUGAUGAGGUUCUAGUGAAUGCAGCCGAUAAUAAACAACGCGAUCCGACAAUGACCUCGAUUCGAGUGAAUAUCGAUAAAGAUCGUAAUGAAGUGUCGGUCUGGAAUGAUGGUGAAGGUAUUCCGGUGGAGAUACACUCAGAGGAGGGUGUUUACAUACCAUCGCUUAUAUUUGGUACCUUGCUAACGUCGUCGAAUUAUGAUGACUCUGAAAUCAAAAUUAUUGGUGGACGCAAUGGUUUUGGUGCGAAGUUGUGUAAUAUAUUCAGUAAGAAAUUUACGGUUGAAACUCGCUCAGCAGCCACGGGAAAUCACUUUGAACAGACAUGGCGCAACAAUAUGAGUGAAUGUGAUACGGCAAUAGUAAAGUCGAUAGUCGAAGACGGUGGAACGGAUUUUACGAAAGUAACGUUCGAGCCUGAUUUGAAGCGAUUUUCAUUGUCAGCGUUAAAUGACGCAACGAUCCAGUUAAUGCAGCGACGUGUGGUGGAUGUGGCUGGCACAUUGAAAGGCGUUGAGGUUCAUGGCUUUCGUGACUAUAUUCGUCUGUAUACGGCGUCAGAAAAUGAGGAAAGUGAUGUGGAAAUGCCUGUAAACAAUGAAAAACGUGUGGUGUUCAGUGAGGUGAACGAUAGGUGGCAAGUUGCAGUGGCAAGAAGCGAUUGCGGUUUUGAGCAGAUCAGUUUCGUGAAUAAUAUUGCAACGGUGAAGGGUGGAAGACAUGUGGACUAUGUUUGCGAUCAACUCAUCGCUCGAAUCAAACAAGAAUUAGAGACGAGAUUCGAGAAUGGCAGAAAAUCCGUACGACCAUUACAGAUCAAAAAUCGUUUAUGUGUGUUUUUGAAUUCAUUCAUCGAAAAUCCUACGUUUGAUUCACAAACAAAGGAAUAUUUGGCAUCAGCGCCGAAGACGUUCGGAUCGAAAUGUCAACUUUCGGAAGCAUUCUUCAGCGAACUAUUCACCAGAACGGAUAUUGUUGAGUGCAUAAUAGGCGACUUGAAUAAACGUGAAAUGGUAAAAGAGCAUCGUUCUCUGAACCGCUCGGCUGCGGUUGGAGGUCGCGAACUGAGCGACUUGCCUAAAUUAGAAGAUGCUGGCAAUGCUGGAACGGUGCGAUCCUCAGAGUGUACACUGAUUUUGACAGAGGGCGAUUCAGCGAAAGCUUUAGCAGUGGCAGGGUUGGCCGUAGUGGGACGAAAGAACUUCGGAGUGUUCCCAUUGCGUGGAAAACUGACGAAUGUUAGAGGAUUGAGUGAAAAAUUGUCGCUGCAAAAUGCCGAAGUGUCUGCAUUGGUUCGUAUAUUGGGAUUGCGAUUUGGCGAAGACUAUAGCAGUGACGAGAAACGGAAAGAAUUACGCUAUGGGCAUUUGAUGAUUAUGACGGAUCAGGUUGCGUUUCUGGAAUUGCUUUCGAAAAUUGAAGAAGAUAGCGGUGUCUUAACAACGGAUGAUGAAGAUGGUGCGCAUAUUCGUGGCCUAAUCAUAAAUUUUCUCCAUUCGUUUUGGCCGUCUCUAAUUCGCACAGAUUUCAUUCAUUACUUCAUGACACCAUUAUUAAAGGCACGCCGCGGCGCAGAAGUGAUACCAUUCUUCAGCAAUGCAGAAUUUGAACGAUGGAAACAAGAAAAUCUUUUGAAUGCAAAAAAAUAUUCAGUGAAAUAUUACAAAGGCUUGGGAACGUCUAGUGCCGAAGAGGCACGAGAAUAUUUCACACAGAUGCGCAAGCAUCGGAUUGAAUAUGAGUACGGUGGUCAGGAGGAUGAUGAAAAUAUUGAAAUGGCAUUUGAUAAAAAUCGCGCGGAUGACAGAAAAGCGUGGAUAAUUGCUAAAGCUUCGAAUGUAUAA